AAACCCUAAAACAGCAGCAACAUGAAGUUCUUGUGCACUUUCGUUAUCCUGGCCAUCUGCCUGAUGGGAGCCUGGGCGGCAGUCUCAGAGCCCGCCCCUGUAGAGGCCGUAGAACCCGAAGUGGCCUCCGCUUUGGGCGAGAAGAAGACGGAGAAGCGCGGAAUCUAUGGCUUUGGCUAUGGACACGGAGGAUAUGGAGGCUACGGACAUGGACACUAUGGAGGAUUCGGCUAUGGCAGUCCCUACUAUGGAGGAUACGGCUACGUGCAUGCUCCCUACUAUGGUGGCCAUCACGGCUACUAUCCUUACCAUGGUCAUGGUCACUAUGGAUUCUACUAAAAACAGAAAAAAAAAACAAAAGAAAAUGAAAGGCAGUACAAGGAUCAUCCCCUCACGGAUCAUAAUGUAUAUUUUUUUUUCGAUCGCUUCAUGUUCAUUGCUGCACCAUCAUAACAUUAAAUAUAUGUUUCAUUUUUUUUCGUAAACUAUACACUCAACAAAUAAAUGUCCUUAAAAAGCUUAA
Molecule: messenger RNA, 523 nt
Organism: Drosophila bipectinata
Lineage: Eukaryota; Metazoa; Arthropoda; Insecta; Diptera; Drosophilidae
Source: RefSeq, a predicted model, not a curated record